Anneissia japonica is the source of this 4785-nucleotide messenger RNA. RefSeq lists its product as uncharacterized. Gene Ontology annotation, biological process: cell surface receptor signaling pathway. Bases 1083 to 3233 code for a protein of 716 amino acids. The record is from RefSeq and is a predicted model, not a curated record. Gene Ontology annotation, molecular function: transmembrane signaling receptor activity. Lineage: Eukaryota; Metazoa; Echinodermata; Crinoidea; Comatulida; Comatulidae. Gene Ontology annotation, cellular component: membrane. The transcript is spliced from 6 exons.
AAUAAGCAUUUGUUUUGGGUGCACGUAUGGGACUGUCGGCUGUGCAACGAAGCUUCAUGUAGAAUGCUACUGGGGUCUUUUCACAGUAUGACAAUGAAACAGUAGGCCUAUAGGUGGAUCGAGCCCUAUAGUCAAGAUGAAACACUGAUCGCACUUUUGCCUAACUAUAAAUAAUUUAUGCUAACUUGCUAUUAUUUCACAUAAUGUAUAAGUGAACCUAUUUACAUUUUAUCAAUAUCGUAAUCUGGUGUCUUACUAUAAUAUAACGAUGAUUACAUUUCUGAAUAGUUGAUAUAAAUUAUCUUGUAAUUUUCUUCCAUAAUCCGCCCUUUACGUUCCCAGUGUGUAAGGAGCAAGAAUGGAAAUUGUCCAGUCCAGUAUUAGUGGUGGCGCCAGCUGGAGGGGAAGGGACUCGUCGGACGGGCCUCAAAAAUAAAAAUAAAAAAAUAAUUUGCCUAUAUAUCCAAAUAACGUUAUUUUGACUGCCAAUAUAAAAUAAAAGCACAUUUUGGACCACACUAAGCCAGAAAAAAAAAAAACAAACAAAAAAAAAACUCUUCUCAUGAACCCCACAAGGGAGUUUUAUUCCGGGCCGUUGACCGAGGUUUCAGUGGCCCACUUGGCUCGGACCUCUCCGUCCGACAUUUCGAACCCAUUGUCGGCAAAUUUCUGGCGCCACUGUACAGUUGUCCAGGAUUCCAUUGGACUAUGAGAAGCACGUUUUGGUUGGAGGCCCGGAUUUUUCCCCAAGAGCUCUAGGGACUUAAUUAUACCAUCAUCAUCAUCAUGUUUGAAUCAUCAUUGAAGCGUGAACAGCCAACGGUACCCUCCUCCUCCGCCCCCUCGUAUAAGUAUGAACCGCCCGACGAGAUCGUAGACACCAGAGAUCUUGAAUCUUUUACUCUGUACAUGUUUGACGGACGUGAGUUUUUAAACUGCCUAUUAUUUCUUACAGGAAGUUAUACAAAAUAUUCGGUCACGGUUGCGGCUUUUGUAUUGUAUGUAAGCUACGUUGUAUUUCCGCGUUUGUAACCCCAUUGAUUGAGAUUGUAACGUAAAGGUAAUUUAUUUUAGAAGGAAGAAUGUUGGAGCGCUGGAGUCGUAGGUCUAAUGUGAUAAUCAUCGUUCUUUUUUUACAUAAAUUUUAUAAACCAGCAACGUCCCAGUGCCCUAGUAGAUUGUCAUGUAAGUCAAACACGGAUUGUUAUCUGAUAUUUUCAAAAGAUGGCAAGUAUCAUAAUGCGAAAAAUACCGAUAAUUCAGCGAAAAGGGCCCGGUCGUCGGACGAAUGUUACACAUUCACUAUGAAAGAUGAGGCGCCCGAACCAUGCUCUGAUACUCGAAUAGAGUGCAUUGAUCAAGGGGGAAAGAUUGUGAAUAUCACCAACAUUAAACAAUAUGAAGGUUUAAUGAAUGAAGUGCUUCAUAUAUUAAAAGUACGAUCCAAGGCGACGUUCAAUGUCCAGAAUAUUAAACAAGGAGAGCAAUGUGCAUACGUUAAUAUACAGGAUGGUUUUUGGUCGAAUUCGGGUGAAAUAAUCCAAAAACACACCGAUACUAACACCACUGUGAAUGCAGUACUGUGCGAGCAAACAGAUGCAUUAAUAUUUUCAUCGACCAUCUCAACCUUAACAUCAUCGACCAUCUCAACCUUAACAUCAACGUUUGGUUCUCAUACCACCGACCACCUAACUAAUCAGAUUUCCGAUAUCACAUCUAUAAAACCAGAACAAAACCAACAAACAGGAAAAACAGAUAGGAUGCGAACACCCAUCGUCAUCGUGGUAGUCUGCGGCAUUAUAAUCCUUUUACUGGUAUUCGUCGGAUUCGCAUAUUCUAAAGUAAAAACAAGGAAGAUAAAUAACGAAAGGGCUCAGAAUACGUUGGAGAUGACUACAAAUGCAUGCAGAUAUUCCAAUACCAAUGUUUACAAUGAUGUUUCUCAGACCAACAUUCACAAUGAUAACAGUACAACGCGUAAUGUGGCGCCUGGUGAUACCUACACGUAUGUUGCAACUGAAAUUCAAUCUGUGACGCCACAGCCUGAAUUACAGGAUACGAUUGGCAGAAACUACGAGCAACCACCUUCGGAGGAUGACAUGUACACUAACGUUCAAGCUGAUGCAGUUGUAGAGACAGACGACUGUGAAUACGAUAAAUUAAACCGGUCACGCGCAGUAACCUGUGCAGGAGAUCAUGACAAUACGUAUAACAGCCUCAAUGAAGAUGCUGGUGACACGGGACAUUAUGAUUGUCUCCAACGAUCCAACAUUCACAAUGAUAACAGUACAACGCGUAAUGUGGCGCCUGGUGAUACCUACACGUAUGUUGCAACUGAAAUUCAAUCUGUGACGCCACAGCCUGAAUUACAGGAUACGAUUGGCAGAAACUACGAGCAACCACUUUCGGAGGAUGACAUGUACACUAACGUUCAAGCUGAUGCAGUUGUAGAGACAGACGACUGUGAAUACGAUAAAUUAAACCGCUCACGCGCAGUAACCUGUGCAGGAGAUCAUGACGAUACGUAUAACAGCCUCAAUGAAGAUGCUGGUGACACGAGACAAUAUGAUUGUCUCCAACGAUCCAACAUUCACAAUGAUAACAGUACAACGCGUAAUGUGGCGCCUGGUGAUACCUACACGUAUGUUGCAACUGAAAUUCAAUCUGUGACGCCACAGACUGAAUUACAGGAUACGAUUGGCAGAAACUACGAGCAACCACUUUUGGAGGAUGACAUGUACGCUAACGUUCAAGCUGAUGCAGUUGUAGAGACAGACGACUGUGAAUACGAUAAAUUCAACCGGUCACGCGCAGUAACCUGUGCGGGAGAUCAUGACGAUACGUAUAACAGCCUCAAUGAAGAUGCUGGUGACACGAGACAAUAUGAUUGUCUCCAACGAUCCAACAUUCACAAUGAUAACAGUACAACGCGUAAUGUGGCACCUGGUGAUACCUACACGUAUGUUGCAACUGAAAUUCAAUCUGUGACGCCACAGCCUGAAUUACAGGAUACGAUUGGCAGAAACUACGAGCAACCACUUUUGGAGGAUGACAUGUACGCUAACGUUCAAGCUGAUGCAGUUGUAGAGACAGACGACUGUGAAUACGAUAAAUUAAACCGGUCACGCGCAGUAACCUGUGCAGGAGAUCAUGACGAUACGUAUAACAGCCUCAAUGAAGAUGCUGGUGACACGGGACAUUAUGAUUGUCUCCAACGAUCCUACAGAAAAUAGGCUGUCACCUAACCAAUAAAACUAUCGACCACAGUAUUUAACUGGUGUAAUAAUUACUUACUAUUAAUACGUUAAAAUUCAAUCAAGCCUAAUUUUUUUCUGUUUUACAAGCCAAAAAAAUUAGUGAAACUCAAAUUUUCCAUCAGUAACAUACACAGCGCCUUUGAUAUACCAUGGUCGUUUAAUUGGCGCUUAAUGUUGUAAUAUUAUUAUUUAGAACACCCUAAUAUCCUACAGAAGUCAACACAUUUGUACAUGAUAAGCCUAUUGAGUAUGUAUACCCCGUGUAUGUGCCUGCCUGCAAUAGCAAAUAUAAGACUGGCUAUCCGGUUUCCAUAAACAUUGCUACACGCUAUCGUCGACUUAUUUGGGAUGCUGAUUGGUCAAUUGAAUCAGGGAGCGUAAUCCCAAUUUCUUUUCCCGUAGGCUACGCAGUGCAAGGUUUGCAGUGAAAGCAUCUGUGUAGCGAUUCUAUGGAAACAAGGCUUAACGAAACAAUUAAAAGAAUUGCGUUACGUAUGAAAUAUCGGCAACGUUUUACCUUUCAUUUCAUUUUAUUUCACACAUUGUCCAUAUAAAAUACAAAAAUAAAUACCAGUACAAGUACAUGACGUACAGAGUACACAAAACUUUGUCAUAGUUUACUUUAUGUUUACUUUAAGAAUAAUAUAAAAUUGAUUUUUUGAAAAAUUAGUUAAAUGUUCCAUCUGAGUCGUAGUGGUUAACUAUUAAUAAUUAUGAAAAUGGACGUUUUUACUGUUGUUAUAUAUAGAAAGUAUUUCGAAUAGGCCUAAUUGCUUUAAUCUGAUUGUUAGUAAUUUUAAAAUUUUAACUUGAAACUUUAUUUUUAGCAAUUUAAUAGUUUUUUUUUUGUCUUUUUGGGGUAUCCCACUUCUAGUUUUUUUCAUAGUUAUCAUUACAUAAUUUGCAAUUUUAUUAGUUUUAUGCAGUAUUAUAAAAUAUUAGAGAGAGCAUCUUAGCUCAGUCGGCUAAACAGGUGGUAGACACUGGGUACGAGCUGAUUUUUUUUUAUUACUGUUUUCCUUUUUUCUUUUCUUUUUUGUGUGAAAAUGAGACAAGCUUUGCUUCUGUGUUUGAUCCCGAUCAAUCAAAUAAUGAAUUAAUAGAUUGUGUUUUUGUUCCUUUCAUGUUUGUUUGUGAUUAAUUUGUGAUUGACUUUGUGAUUAACUGAAUUAACUGUGAUAUGAAUGAAGCUUCAGAGUAUGUCAUUUUAAUCUCUAAAUCAUUUCAAACUUGGUUAAUAGACUGCUGCUGGGGGUUGGGGAUACAAGCGUCCCUUACCACCACUAGAUCCGCCACUUCUCUUCAUUUCAGCCCGGAUAGACAGACGGAAAAUAUUAAGAGUCAUGUAAAAGCAGGAGGCUACUGGCACUAGUCCAAGUAGCCUGGAUUCCAGAUCCUAAUUUUUGGUUACUCAAUUUUUAUUGCACUUAAUGCGCGCCAUACCAAAUUUAAUUUGCGUCCGAUACUCGAUUAAAGACUCAACCGAAAAUAAAAUUGUAAUAACUUAACUUUAUUCGCUCGUUGGCGG